AUGACCCGGCGCGUUAUCGCGCCUUACCUUCACGUUGUGAGACGAGGAACCGCGGCACAACCGGAAAAGAAGGUCGCAAUAUAUGGAAAGACUUUCCAAGAAAUGCUUCGAAAAAAACCUAGUGUUUUAAUAAAAGAUCUUUCGGAGUAUUUAUCAGACUUCGUCGACCUGCCUGCACUUCUGCAUGACACGGCUGAUCUUCUCAAGUUUGUGACAAAUAGUACAGAAAGAGGUAAAACAAUAGCGGCAUUUGUGGCAGCCACCAGAAAUUUUAUCAUGACGAAUGAUGUUUUGGGAGAUGAGCGUUUUCCCGAAGGAGUAGGAUGGAAAGGACCUACAGUCAAAGCUGUUCUUUGUGUCCCAAUCUUAACCCAGGAAGAUGAAUGUUUUGCUAUUGUUGAACUCUACAAAGAAUCUGAAGAAGUGUAUGACGAUAGAGACCUUCAGGUGGUGAUGGGUAUAACUGGGUGGAUGGGAGCAGCAAUCCAACAAAACCAGAUGCGCCUAAUUCUUAGAAAACAACAGCAGCUAAAUGAUUAUUUACUGGAAUUCACAAGCAAAUACUUCGGUGAUAACGUGCAAAUUGAGCAAAUGAUUUCAGAAAUUGUUAAUUUUGCUAAAACUACCCUGGGUGGAGAACGCGGUUCAUUCUAUGUUGUGCACAAAGAUAAAAAUAAUAAUGUCGUAGCUGACUUAUAUGACGAGGCUUUAGAUGCCAGCAUUAACAAACUAUUGAAACGGAAACGAGCUGUGAAAUUCAAUAAAGCGCGCCAUUUGGCAGCUUUAACUGCACGCGCUGGAAAAAUUAUAAAUAUUCGAGAUACCAACACUGACCCAAGAUUCAGCACUGAUUAUGAUAUUGUUACUGGACAAAUUACUAGAACUAUUCUUAGUGCCCCAAUCAUGACGGAAGAAAAUGUACUAGGAGUGAUACAAGUAAUGAAUAAAGUGAAAAGUGAAUAUUUCACAAAUGAAGACGAAAAGUUCAUAAGUACAUUUGCAACUUAUUGUGCUCUUGUACUCCAGUAUGCUCGAAUAAACGAUGCAAAAACAAAAGGGGACAGCAAAAACGCUAUGUAUAGAGAAAUGUUAACAUAUCAUAUGAGACCAACAGUUGCCGAAGUUAAGCCGUUUUUAUCGCAACCAUUAUUACCUACCCAGCCAGAAGGAAUUAUGAAGUAA
Messenger RNA from Ctenocephalides felis (cat flea), 1182 nucleotides. RefSeq names its product cAMP and cAMP-inhibited cGMP 3',5'-cyclic phosphodiesterase 10A-like. Lineage: Eukaryota; Metazoa; Arthropoda; Insecta; Siphonaptera; Pulicidae. The record is from RefSeq and is a predicted model, not a curated record. Bases 1 to 1182 code for a protein of 393 amino acids. Gene Ontology annotation, molecular function: protein binding. The transcript is spliced from 7 exons.